CAAAUCGGAUUUUUUUUCUAGAGAAAUGUCAAUUGGAUCUAACCUAAAAAACCCAUCCGUUAACUUAUUUGGCAAAAAAUCGCCUGGAUGCGUUAGCAAUUCGUAAAGAUGGCAGAAAAUGCUACCGAAAACAACAUUACUGGCAUAAAGAACCUACUGUGGGGCCCCGGCGAGGUGCGAACGGACAUAUUCAAAAGAUGGAGUCAAGGUUUCUAUUUCAGUGAGACUGAGAAAAGUGCUUUAGAACAAUCUGAAGGUGGACCCUGUGCGAUCAUAGCCCCAGUUCAGGCUUACAUUAUUAAAAACCUGUUGCUAGAAUACUCCAAUUUAUCCUUUAGAGAACAAGUAACCAACGAGACCCAAAACCAAUACCUAGUAAGUGCACUGGUGGAAAUCUUGGCCUUAUGCAACGUCCAAAAGUACCAUAUAGUUUAUCUGAGCGACGAGUUUAGGGAGAAGGAGGAGGCAAGCAGGAUCAAGUCGGACGCGAGUGACGCACCCCGCACAAGCACCUGUGAUCCAGUAUUGUUCCAUGACAACCUCAGGGUGGAGCAACUGCCAUCGAUAUUUGACGUUCGGAAGUACUACCUGUCCCACAUUGAGGAUCUCAAGGGCCAGUACGGCCUGCUGAUGUUCCUGUAUUCUGUGAUCCUUUCCAGAGGUUUGGAACAGGUCAAAUCCGAGUCGGACACGCAGGAUCCACUGAUAGACGCCACAUACGGUUACGGCAGUCAGAGUUUGAUAAAUUUAAUGAUAACUGGAAGAGCCACAACGUAUGUUUGGGAUAACGAUCAAGAUGUGGGUGGUUUGAGGUUGCAAGGGAUUGAAAGGCAAAGUCAAAUCGGGUUUAUAACGAUAAUGGAACAUCUGAGAUUUUGUACAGUAGGCAAUUAUUACAAGAAUCCAGUACAUCCUGUUUGGGUGUUGGCUUCUGACACGCAUUUAACUGUUUUGUACAGUGACGAAAAGAAGCUGGUGAGUCCGGAGACGAAAAGCGAAAUGGCGAGGCGGGUGUUCAAGAAUUUCGACCCGGAUGGCAACAACUUCAUCAAGGCGAACCUGCUGCAGGACGUGCUGCAAUCCCUAGAACUAGUUAGCGAGAAAGAUUAUGUAGAUAUCAUGAAGAAGAAAUUAGACGAGGAGAGCCUGGGUAUCAUCCUCCUGGACGCGUUCAUGCACGAGUUCUUCCCCAAGGAGGAGUCCAGCACGCCCGACAUGUUCACGCUGAUCCACUACAACGGCCUGGCCCAGAGCAACAUGAACGGACAGGUCCAGUACCACGUCGGUUCGGCGAUACUGCUGGAGUCCGACCUGAAGUCGAUUUGCGAAUCGAACCCCAUGCUAACAGUAUUACAAACUAAGUGGCCGAACAUCGAGGUGAACUGGUUCCAAAACGUAACGCCAUCCCUUAAUUGAUUCAACACCUUUUUUUAUACAUAUUAUAUUUUAUGAAACUUUUGUUUUUAAUAGACGUCGCAUCUCCAUGUGAAAAAAAUUACGUUUUGUCCAGAGGCUCAGGCACCACCCACUGUUGCUAGAAUGGAGACAAGCUUUAUAUUUAUUAUAAUUUUUUUUCUUCGCAAUUGUCGGGAUAAUCUUAAAAAAGUGUUCCCUUUGGUUUUGACGGUAUUAUAUUUAUAUAUUAUAUUUUCUUUAUCAUGACUACAUAAUUUCUGGUUCUGUGACAAUUAUUGAACGCGGUGCAUUUAUCUUUUCUCUUAAUAUGUGUUGUACAUUAGUUAUCCAUUAAUUUAUUAAAUGACUGAUUUCCUGCCUGUUGUUUAUUAGGACAGCAUCUGUUUUGUUAAAAAAAUAUAUUUUGAAUUGUUUUAUUAAA
Aethina tumida (small hive beetle) is the source of this 1837-nucleotide messenger RNA. Its product is annotated as ubiquitin carboxyl-terminal hydrolase MINDY-3 homolog. The record is from RefSeq and is a predicted model, not a curated record. Gene Ontology annotation, biological process: protein K48-linked deubiquitination. NCBI's taxonomy places the organism in Eukaryota, Metazoa, Arthropoda, Insecta, Coleoptera, Nitidulidae. Gene Ontology annotation, molecular function: cysteine-type deubiquitinase activity; calcium ion binding; K48-linked deubiquitinase activity. Bases 109 to 1416 code for a protein of 435 amino acids. The transcript is spliced from 8 exons.